This is a messenger RNA of Hydractinia symbiolongicarpus, 1028 nucleotides long. RefSeq lists its product as uncharacterized. The record is from RefSeq and is a predicted model, not a curated record. Lineage: Eukaryota; Metazoa; Cnidaria; Hydrozoa; Anthoathecata; Hydractiniidae. The transcript is spliced from 2 exons. The coding region runs from base 440 to 823 and encodes 127 amino acids.
GGAUAAAAAUAUCUACACUUUCUUUUUUUCAUUUCCACCUAAAAAAGUUUAAAAAAGUUCUAAUAAGUAAUGUGUUCUAAAGAACUUUGAACUCGCAUCGGGAAUACGUAAAGAUUUUAAUAAGGUAAUUCCACAGCAUUGAAUUCCAUGAGAAAUAAUAGAAAAGGCAGCAUUAUUAAGAAGAUUAAAGAUAACACCGAUAAUCCAAGUGAAAUGUUCGUCACUGGCUUUACAUUUGCUUUUUGUAGAAGAUAUGAAAACUAAAUUGAAUUGUAAUUAUACAGUUUUCAUUAAUCAAACCAAGAUGGUAUAAUUAUGCAUAAAGAACUACGCCGAAAUUAAAAAGUUGAUUAUUAGGGAGUAUGUUCUGAGGUUGAACAGUUGAGUCUGUUAGCAUCAAAUUUAACAAAAAAGUUUAUGGAUGGUGUGAGAAAGACGCAUGGAAUGUGCUACAUCGCCUGUUGAAUUUUCUCAAGUCCGUCUCAUAGAACAUCAGAAAAAUUGUAAACAAAUUGUAACAGUUGAAACAAGACAGGAAAGUGCAUGCUGUUCCACAAUCGUGAGAAGAGAAGAUUAUAAAGACAUUCAGCUUCACGACAAUUCAAAGGAAACAUCAAAUGAACUUAAUCUUGUUGUGAAAUGGAAAAACUUUCCUCCAAAUCCACCGCCAUUAAUAUUUUUUCCUAAUAAGAUGCAUGAUAUACCUCGGGAUAGGGAUAAAAUAUCCCAUUUUCAUGUUGAAAUGGAAAACAACAAUGUAAUAGUAACAAUGACAAUGGAUAAGAAAACAUACACGGGAAUUCUAUACCAAGUUCACACGUAGUUAUCCCAUGUGAGACAAAUAAACUGAUUUAUAUAAAGACCAAAUUAAUAACGGAUAGAUUUUUGCGAAUUUGAUGAAUUUUAGGUAUUUUCUGCAAAAAUAUAAGUUGUGAUUCAAAUAAAAGUUUGAAUUCUUGCAAAUCUGCAAAAGCACAUCCUCGCGAAAACUGCAAAUCAAAUUUUGUAAAGGUUACAAAUUAUGUAAA